This is a messenger RNA of Dicentrarchus labrax (European seabass), 3016 nucleotides long. Its product is annotated as serine protease FAM111A. The record is from RefSeq and is a predicted model, not a curated record. The coding region runs from base 141 to 2237 and encodes 698 amino acids. NCBI's taxonomy places the organism in Eukaryota, Metazoa, Chordata, Actinopteri, Moronidae. The transcript has 6 exons.
UUUUUUUUAAGACAGUAGUGGGUGUCCGUGUCCGGAUGAGGCGGAGCAUCUAACGGCGGCAAAUUUGACCGACGACUACUCCGCAAACCUUUAAAAAGUCACGUUUUUUCCACAAGUUUUUGGUAAAGACCACAUUAAACAUGGGUCCGAAAUUAGAGCGCCGUAUUGAAGGACCGAUGGACAAAUUUAUCACGAAAAACAUGAAAGGGGAAAGCAGCCAGCCUCCUGAUUUACAUUCUGCUGCUAAGCCCUGUGGUACGCCACCACCUUCUCAGGCGUGUCGUAUGCCCCUCGCCCAAAGGCAGCAAGAAUCAGUUCCAGCCCCCCGCCACCCUCUGGAUAAACAGAAAGAGGAGCCACAUACAACCCAUACUUUUGAGUGGUGCUGGAACGACAAGAAAUUCAAUGUGACCUGCAAUAAAGCAAGAACUGUUGAGGAGUUGCUGAAGAGAAGCCCACAGUUUAAAGAAAUUGCAGAAAAGAACAAAAACAAAGAGCUUGUUAUUGUAAGAGAAGGGAAAGCUAUCAGUUCACACUUUCCAUGCAGCUUAAUUAAGAAUGAACGUCUGACUGUCAAGUAUGUUAAAGCUGUAGACAGGGAGAAACAAUCGUUGGGGGGAUAUUGUGACCCCGUUGUUCUGCGGAGAAAGGGGCCAUCUAGCGAGCUUGUGAUGUUUCACGUGCAGACAAAGGGAGGUAAAAAUGUAGCACAAAUCAUGAGAAACCCAGCAAUAAAAAUUGAGUUUCAGGAAAUUACUGUUUACGCAUACAAAGGGGAAAAAGUGAAGCGCGCUCUGAAAAGAGACGGCCGUUUACGUGAUAUUGUAUUCAAAAAGAACUGUUGCCUCUCUCACAAAAGCACUGAUGUAACCACUGAAAUGUCCAGUCUCGUUGAUGAUCUUGAUGGAGAAAUCUUCAAGAUCAUUCUGCUCAAUAAGUCUGCUCCACCAGAAAGUCAGCCCGGUAGUCUCGAUGACGCUUACAUGAUACAAAAUGAAUCUCUGAACUCUGAAUCUGACAGAAACCAAGAUCCUCCACAGGAGUCUGCCACAACUGAGUCAGUGAAUAGCAACACACCAAAAGAGAAACUAAAAGUAAAUGAUAAUAUGACAGCAGAAAGAAAUUGUGAAAUACCCAAUUCAAAAACCAUGAAGGAUUACCUGUCCUCACAGUUUGAAAGUUUGGUGAAAGGCCUAAAAACCCCUCAAUCUAAGCUUUCCCGUAUCCAGAAUUUAUUCCGUGUGGAGUUUGGGAAGAAUGCUCAAACAUGUGCAGAAGUGAAAACAAUGAAGAAACUGAUGAAACUCAGUGAUUCAGUUUGCCAGGUGAGAGUAAAUGGGAGUCCAGAAGGGAGUGGCUUUCUCUUGUUUGACAAGUUUGUCCUCACAAAUGGCCAUGUAAUGAAAGUAUAUGAUGAGACUACAAGGCAGCUUAAUGAGACAGUCACUGUCCAUUUCUCUUUUGAAAGUCUAGACCAGCAGGAGGAAGGGCAAGACUCAGGAUCAAAAGUGGAAGAGGUCACUGGCUUUGAGUUCGGUCUUAAUGAGUCAGGGCAAGAGUCUGACUGGGCUUUGUUAAGGCUGGGUGAUGAUCAGACAUUGCCCAAUAGUCUGUUAGCACACUUUGGAUUCCUUACCCGCAGUAAAGGUAUUUGCAUUAUUGGGCAUCCUGAUGGUGGUGUGAAAAAAAUAGACCCAUGCUUGAUUGUUCCAACUGAUAACCGCAUCCAGGUUGUGGAGAGGCAUUACCUUGAAAACCAAGGACCCAUUCAAUGUGUUACUCCCCGUUUCUUUGAGAGUGUUGCAGAAUCUGUUGAGAAACGGAGACAGGUCCUAACUUAUGAGUCUUGUUUUUAUUUUUUCUCAUCUGGCUCUCCUGUCUUUGACGAGCACUGUAAUGUUGUUGCAAUGCAUACAGGGGGGUAUGCCUACCCCGAUGCAAGGGGCGAAACCCAGAGUGUGAUAGAGUAUGGUCAUCCUUUGUCCGUCAUUAUCGUACGCUUCAUUGUCCAGUUAGUGGAAAGAGGACGGUUUGAUGUGUUGAAGAAAUACCUCUCUUGCAGUUACGUGCGACACCAAAACCUGAUGAGUGAUUUGAAGAAACUGGUCGAGAGCAGAAAUCUCACAGCAUUUAAAAAUGCAGUUAACAAUUCAGAGGUCACAAAUGACGAAAGUUUGAUGAAGUUCUUUGGAUUUAUCUCUCAGAAAGAGGAACCUGUCCCAAUGGACAUAGAUUGAGCGUACACAGAUAGUUAUAAAGCUAACUGCUGACAAAAGCAGAGCAUUUUGAGCUUUAAGGUCUUUGUUUUCAUAUAUCAGGAUACUUCUCUCAUUGUUUUGAGAACAUAAUCAGUUUUAGGAUAAAGGGAACUAUGCUUUACUCAAAAGUCAUUUGCCACAUGUUUGUAUCUUUAAAUGUUAAUUUUUAUUAUGGUUUGUUAAUUUUCUUUGUUAAGCAACUAUCAUAUUGUUGUUCUGAAAGCUCAUGUAUAUUAUAUUUGUGUUUUUUAAUUCUGUGUUUACAGCAAAUAUCACUGCAGUGGUUGGAUUUCUUAUAGAGCCAGACUGAUGAAUAAAACAGACAGCAUUAUCUGUUGUCAGAUAACAAGAAAUUGCAGUACAGAAAUGCAAAACAUACUCUAUGUUUGACAAUGAGGAAAUAUGGAAGCAGUGCCUCUAUUACAUAGUUUGUCCACCAGAGAGCACAGAUUAUAAAGUGUCUUGUACAGAAAUGUUUGUUUCUAAAAACAUGUUCUAAAUCCAUCUUGCUUUAAUUUUUAUUGUUUUUAAUUAUCUGUUUUUAAGAAAAUCACCUUGAGAUUUUGAUUUCAUCUUAUUUGAACAACAAUUGUAUAAUAUUUGAUAAUAUUCUGUCAUUGUUCUUAUAUCGCUGUCUUGGGAAUGUAUCUUGAAAAUGAGAAGUGGGAUUUCUUAACUGGUUAAAUCAUGUCAUUACUUUUAACAAAUGAAUGAUGAUUCAUCAAUAAUCAAUAAAUAAAUCAUAUUUAGAUAAUGAA